GCGGGAUGCCCCGAGCGGGCGUAUUUUGGAAACAAUACCGCGCGGUGCAGAGUGGCCUCCACCCGAGCUUGCCCGCCUCCUGCAGCCGCCGCCCCUGUCUGCGCCUCCCGCCGCCCGCUGCUGCCCGUUUGGGCGCCAAGCCCCCGAGUGCUCGUCACGCUGGACCCUGGCACGGAACCCUGGCAUCACGACUCGGAGGCCGAGAUUCUCCCCUGGAGUCACCCAGGGCAAGAGACUGGAAGACAGAAUUCCCAGGGGACCUCUAAUUGACUCUGGCAGUGACAAACACCAUCUCUCCGUAUCCUUAACCAUUCAGGUGGUUGCUUUUCUGACUGCCCCAGGGACGCUGAGGGGUUCCUGGUGUGUGUAGGGGACUGACUGUGAGCGCAAGAAGCUGGGUGACUGCAAGCUCAUACUUCCAAGAGCCAUCAAGUGGCGCAAGUGGAACUUCUUUAUUACCAAGAAACUCAUAUCAACAACCUGAGUUCAGGCCACAAGUGAAGUCACAGAGAGAGGGCUGAAUUUCACUUCCUUCUAUGAGGCAGGUUGUACGCAUCUCAGGUUCGGCGCUGGCAGGAAUGGACACACUCUUACCACAUCGUUGAGCCUGUUUGUUGUGUUGAGCAAGCAGCGGGUGGAGACUAGAGUCUUGGGCGGGGCUUAGCAGGUUUGGAGGGAACCUGGCCGGGCUGGGAUUGCUGGCUAUUGUUUUUGCUGCCCAGCCUGGAGCUCUGCUCAGACUGAGAUGAGAACUUGAUGGUUACUCCUCAGGCCAGCAAGGGGGUGUGUGUGUGGUGAGCACUGUGGGUACAGCCAGUCACAGCACCCUCUGCCCUCCCACAGCCACUCACAGAGGCUAGUCUUGUUGACAUUUCUCCAGGUACCCUCAGUGCUUGUAGCAGCUGACCGUACCCCUGCUAUGGCUGAGAGUCAGUAGCAGUCCAACUGUGCCUGGGUCAGAAGGAGGCUGAGGGGAAGGUGGCUCCAAGUGGGUGCAGGGAAGAGACAUGGAGGAUCCUGGAACUGCGAGGCAGCCCACAUUUGGGGGCGGGUUGUCACCCUUGGCAAUGCUUUAUCUGUAGAGUUGACUGUCAUCAGUGCCUGAGCCCACUUCUCCACAUAAGAAGGGGGAGCAGGAAAGAAGGAAAGGGAGGGAAGUCCUUCCAGGUAGAGCCUGGGUGGGGGCAGCCUCCCGGAUGCCUGCAUUGCACCCUCACAGGGGAGAUGGAGCCACCCCAGUGUGUGGAGGAGCUGGAGGAUGACGUAUUCCAGCCAGAGGAUGGGGAGCCGGGGACCCAGCCCAGGAGCUUGCUCUCUGCUGACCUGUUUGCCCAGAGCCAGCUGGACUGCCCCCUCAGCCGUCUGCAGCUCUUCCCUCUCACGCACUGCUGUGGCCCUGGGCUUCGACCCACCAGCCAGGAAGACAAGGCCACCCAGACUCUCAGCCCAGCUUCCCCGAGCCAGGGUGUCAUGCUGCCUUGUGGGGUGACUGAGGAGCCCCAGCGACUCUUUUAUGGCAAUGCUGGCUACCGGCUCCCCCUUCCUGCCAGCUUCCCUGCAGGCUUGCCCCUUGGUGAGCAACCCCCUGAAGGGCAGUGGCAACAUCGAGCAGAGAUACAGAUUGCCCGAAAACUCCAGUGCAUUGCAGACCAGUUCCAUCGGCUUCAUAUGCAGCAACACCAGCAGAACCGAAAUCGCGUGUGGUGGCAGAUCCUCCUCUUCCUACACAACGUUGCUUUGAAUGGAGAUGAGAACAGGAAUGGGGCAGGUCCCAGGUGAGGCUGGGCUGCCCCCUUUGCAUGGGCACCAUGGAAGGACAUCGGCGAGGACUGAUACUGCGUCUUGUGAAGUUAUUGUUUUGCGUUUUUAUUUUUAAAAUUUCUCUGUGUACAUAAGACAUACCCAAGCAGGACCUCUUUCCCCGUUCAGGGCCUCAACCAGGAGUGGGGGCCUUCGUCAAACACUGUUGAAAUAGAGGCUGGUGUGUCUGUGACGUGGAACCUCCUAAGGGCUUGGACAAGUAGAUCCUUCUGUCAUCGGUUGUUGAAGACGACCAGGUAGUGAUCUCCCAUGAGUGGACUGUAGUUUUCCCACAGGAACUUAAGAGAUAGGAGCCUGGAUUAGCCUUGUGGUUCCACCAAACCUGUCAGCCUUUCAGCCUUCCACCGUGAAUGGAGCCCCUAUCCGACGGGUCACACUGCUUUAACCACCCCCCUGCCCCCCACAGGGCCUCAGCCAGGGGCUUUCCAGCUGUGCAUGGCAACUUCACUAGGUCGGUCAGCCAGCUCCAUGUCUGGGCUCUCACUGGACCCAGCCAUCGCCCGCCCCAAGGGCUCAGGGAUUCUUACCCAGCCCCUGUCAUCUCCAGCAGACCUCAGGGAGGGUUGGGUUUCUCCAUGGACCCUCAAAAAGUACCGCAAAAAUGAACCAAACUUCUGGGUAGGCCUCACGUCUGCCUUGGUCCCACUUGGAAGCCCAGGAUUGGUCCUGAGGUGCAGAACCACUGCCCACUCUGGCUGCCCAGGACUGGCUGGAUGUCAACCAUGGAGGAGCCAAAUAGCCAGUCAAUGUGCUGUAGCCAGCAGCUGGUGCCUUUGUCGGGUCUUCUUUUGAAAGAGCCAGCCAACAGACUGCGUCCCACCCCCAACAGCAGCACUCUAGGGCCGGAAGAGACAGGACCGGACUGUGGAGGUGCUGGGAGACCAGGCGGCCAUCCCACCCAUGAGUAAGCCCUAGGGGAACCCAGACCCCUUGGUUUCCUUGGAAACCAGUUACCUCCUCCCUUUUAUCCCCAUUCCUUUCUCACACCUAGUGGGAUCCAGGAAGAAGCCAGCAUAGUGGCUUUGUCAGCUGAAAUCUGUCUUUUAGAGUAAUAGACCGUGAUCAGAGUGAGGAACUGUCAAAGCUGGGUGCACAUUUCCCGUCUUCCUUCAGCUUCCAGCCAGGCCAGAAAGGCAAGCUCUGGAACUCAGCAGGAUCACCACUGCCUCUGAACUCCUUCUUUUCUCUCCCUGCUGUGGCACUAAUGGAGAGAAUUUAAAGCAGCCUGCCUGGCAGCUCUGAGAACAGACACAGGGAAUCUGAAAAGAUGCAGGGAAUCUGUUAACUAGACACCUAGAAAUUAAAUUAUCAUUUUUUCAUAUGUGAGCAAAGUUAACAUUGGUGCUAACGGUGAAGCAAGGCCCGAAGAAAAGAUGGCUUCCCUGGGCAGAGAAGGCCCCAGGGCUACCCAAGGAAACUGGAAGAGUCCAGAGCAGACUCUCAUAUCUGAACGAGUCCCAGCUCCUCUGAUUGUGCAGAGAGGAGGUCUUCAUUACCGUUGAAGGACACACUGAUCUGGAUGUACGGUCAGGCAGGUUGUUCACUGCACAAGGGCACCGGCAGAGGAAGGUGAUGGAAGCUAGAAUCUAGCCCAUGCUCUGCUCACUAAGUUGUAUGCCCUAGUGUCGGGCUGUGUCCACUUACAGGAAGGAUGCCUUUCCUAAUUUGCACAAAGGUGCCCUAUGAGCUCACAGUGGCUCGAAGAAGGACUUCAAUCUGUGCAUCAACCUUGGUUUUGUUCAGCUUGGGUAUUCUAGAGGUAUUACCUACCUAUUCUUGGCCAGAAUUGUAUUCUCAGGGUGUGUACCAUGGUUUGUCUGCUAAGAAGAUAGGUUUCUUCUUAAAAGAAGGAACCCAGGGAACAGGCAUGGAGACUGGUGCUGGGAUAGGCUGACCAUUGUGAAAUCCAGCCUUCUCUGUGGGUCUUCACACCAUUUUUUUGAUGUGUAUGGGACAUGUGUUAUUUUUCCCUCUCCUGGACCAAGGCUGUGACUGGCAGGGUGCUGGUAUACGUUGAGUGGCACACAUAAGAAAACAGGAUUAUUUUUACCAGCCACUUUUACCUCCUCUUAGCAGACUUUCCAUGUGAGCUGAGUGAGAGCGCAAAUAAAUGGUCCAGGCCUUGGUGCCUAGGCAAAGCCAUUGGCCUCAAGAGACCUUGCUGGGCUGAGCAGGAUGUCCAGUGGCCUGUCCUGAGAACUGAGCCCACAGUCUGAGAAGCUCAGUUGAACACUGCACCUGGGGCUGGGUAGAGGGUGGUCUGACUGCACUGUCUCCAUAUUCCAUGAAGCCAGGAACUAAUUCACUAUCCUAAGCAAGCCAGAACCAAAUGUGAAACGCCCCUCCUUGUCUUCCCGCCAGAACCCAGCAGGUAGAAUAGGCUGUUUUUAAUUGGUGUAGUGAUCUAGACUGGCCUCUUCCCCCUCUGCCUGGUGACUUGGUCUGAACAUUCCUCAAGUUCAACCUCAGGAGACCCGUCCCUGCCCCUAGGCUCCCUCUCCCCAGCCCCCACCCCCAGGAGCUUGGCUGUCUCCAGUGAAGGGGUGGAGAAUCAGUUAGCGGGAGGGAGAGUCUGACCUGGCUCCUGACCUGUAACGGACAGAAGACUUGUGGAGCUUCUGUGGUUUGCUGAGGGUGGGGUUCGGGAGAGGGACUGGAAACUCUUCCCUGGUAGGAAUUGCCCUGGAGGGAAGGGAAGCCUGAUGUUCAGGGUCAAAACAACUCUCCUCAUGAAGAACCCCAGAGUAGGGGCUUCUGGAAGGUGGUAGAACUAGGGAGGGAACCCCCUCAGGCCAGCUGUCUGACUCACUCAGACAGUUCCUAGACUCAGCUGGGCCUCUAUGUUUGCCUGCUUCAAAGCCUGGGCUGAUGGAAGGCUGCCCCUGGGGCCUUUUCUUGUUUAGUCCAAGGAUCACCUUCCUCAAGCUCCCAGGGCAGGGGGCUUAUGUGACAGGCAUGUCCUGAAUGCUCAGAGGGGCCCAGCUGACUUGUCUCUCUGUCCCCAGUAGCCCAGCCUCAUCCAAGGAUGGGUUGGACAUGGCAAGGAGGGACAUGGUCCAGCCAGGGCCUCCUCCACUUGGGGGCUGGGGAGCCACUGUGAUUGCCCUGGUUAGCAUGCAGAGAGUUCUGAUGAAGUGGGGUGGGGCAAGUGAGGGAUAGCAGAAGCAGGCACAUUGGCUCUGUGGGGGCUUCUGCACAUUGGUGCUGCAGGGUCCCUCCGUGUGUGGGUGGGGACAACAUGGUGAGAGACAACUCAGGCUGACUCCUUAACUCAUUAGCCUGUGAAGCCUCCUGGGGACACUGAACAGUGGGUGUCCAAGGCUGGUGGGCACUUUGAGCCUUGAGGGAACAGCAGAGCAAGCCAUGCGCUUCACAGAUGUAUCAGCCUCUCGGGCUGAAGGUGCUGAAGGCUGCAGGCUCCUAGUCUGCGCUGCCCUUCUCUCUGCUCAGCAGACCAGCACCUCUCCCUGCUCUGUGAGCAUCGCCCAGCAGGUUGCUCCAUCCCUGGGUCCACAAGGUCUGUGGGGGGAGACCUAGUGAGAAUGUAGUAUUUUGUCCCUCCCAGGUUAGCUGUCCUGGGUUCACUGUGCUCUGCCUCUGGGAGAGAGACAACAGAAGAGAGGGAGGGGAUGGGAACUCAUUGUUUCUAAACCUGUACUGAAUAUUUGGCUUUGUGUUCUUCACAUGCAUAUAUGUGUAUAUAUCUUUAUCCUCAUCAAUUGGUACAGUUUUUAAUAAAACCAUUUAAAGCAAA
This is a messenger RNA of Dama dama (fallow deer), 5575 nucleotides long. RefSeq names its product Bcl2 modifying factor (gene BMF). NCBI's taxonomy places the organism in Eukaryota, Metazoa, Chordata, Mammalia, Artiodactyla, Cervidae. The record is from RefSeq and is a predicted model, not a curated record. The transcript has 6 exons. Gene Ontology annotation, cellular component: myosin complex. The coding region runs from base 1225 to 1779 and encodes 184 amino acids. Gene Ontology annotation, biological process: apoptotic process; negative regulation of autophagy; positive regulation of apoptotic process.